Molecule: messenger RNA, 807 nt
Organism: Cotesia congregata
Lineage: Eukaryota; Metazoa; Arthropoda; Insecta; Hymenoptera; Braconidae
Source: the annotation of a GenBank genome assembly
UCUAGAACACUGUAUCCAUCAAAAUACUUGAAAGAUUAUUUGUUACAAGAUAUUCGACCAGAUGGCCGUGAAUUUUUAAACUACCGACCAGUAAAUGUCAAUGUAUCUUCAAUAACUCAAGCUGAUGGCUCUGCAAUUUAUAAAAUCGGAAACACUAAAAUAGUCUGUGGCAUCAAAGCUGAAUUAGCAGAACCAAGAGCAGAAUCUCCAGACUGUGGCUACCUGAUCCCCAAUGUCGGACUAACAGCUCUGUGUUCCUCCAAAUACAGGCCAGGACCUCCGAGCGAAAAUGCCCAAGUAGCCACUAAAAUAGUCGACCAGAUCCUUAGUAAUUCCCGAGCUGUAGAUUUGCACGAGCUGUGUAUUUGUAAAAAUAAACUUGUCUGGGUUCUGUAUUGCGAUCUGGAGUGCAUUGACUGCGACGGAUCAUUGAUUGACGCUUGCAUCGGUGCCUUAAUGGCUGCACUAUCAACUUUAACGCUACCGGAAAUUAGUUAUAAUGCAGAAGCUAAAACAACGGUGGUACAUCCAACAAAUCGACAACCAUUUACGCUUAAAUGUUUGCUGUCGUCAACUACUUUUGCGAUUUAUGAUGAUGAUUUGUUGCUAGCAGAUCCAACGGAUGAAGAAGAAGCAUUGGCGUUGAGCAAAAUAACUAUUGUUAUGGAUAAAAAUGAAAUGUGUUUCUUACAUAAAUCAGGUGGAGUUCCAAUUUCUACCACAUUACUAAAAACCUGCAUCGACCAAUCAAAGAAGCGCGCUGAAAAAAUCUCCAGCCUCAUAAGAACAGCGAUCAAGGAUUUAUAA